This is a messenger RNA of Zygotorulaspora mrakii, 2004 nucleotides long. RefSeq names its product serine-type carboxypeptidase (gene KEX1). Gene Ontology annotation, molecular function: serine-type carboxypeptidase activity. The coding region runs from base 1 to 2004 and encodes 667 amino acids. The record is from RefSeq and is a predicted model, not a curated record. Gene Ontology annotation, biological process: apoptotic process; proteolysis. NCBI's taxonomy places the organism in Eukaryota, Fungi, Ascomycota, Saccharomycetes, Saccharomycetales, Saccharomycetaceae. Gene Ontology annotation, cellular component: trans-Golgi network. The transcript has a single exon.
AUGCCUUUGAAUUUUUUUACUUGGUCCAAAGCCACGCUUUUGCUAGGUCUUUUAGUAACGAUAGGUUCUGCCCUACUGACGGCGGAUGACUAUUACGUAUCUCCCGAGUUGAUUCCUGGAUUUUUACCGGACAGUGAUUGGCAAGAUUCCGAUAUGUAUGCUGGUCAUAUACCUCUUAGCAACAAUGAGGAUGAGAUCAAUUACUUUUUUUGGAAGUUUGUUGACGGUCGCAGAGAUAAACCACUAAUGAUAUGGCUUAACGGUGGACCGGGUUGUUCAUCAAUGGAUGGCGCAUUGGCAGAAAAUGGCCCUAUUAGAAUAGAUGACGAUGGCAAAGCCUUUAUCAACGAAGGUUCAUGGCACAAAAGGGUCGAUAUCGUGUAUCUGGAUCAGCCUGUCAACACAGGGUUUUCAUUUGCAAAUAAAACAGGUCCGCUGAUCUACGAUGAUGAUUUAGAUGUUGUCACGGAGCACUUUAUGCAAUUUUUGGACUCCUAUUUUCAGAUAUUUCCUGAAGAUAUUUAUAAAGACUUGAUGCUAGCAGGGGAGAGCUUUGCCGGCCAGUAUAUUCCAUUCUUCGCCGAUGCCAUCAGAAGACGUAAUGACAACCUGGAGGCUGACCAAAAUAGAUAUAAUUUGAAUUCUGUGUUCAUUGGUAACGGUUGGUUGGAUCCAAACAAUCAAGCAUUAUCGUAUCUACCAUUUGCAAAGGAGAAAAAUUUAAUCGAUGAGACAAAUCCAAACUUUUCAUCGCUACUAAAAGCUCAUGAAAAUUGUCAGAAUGCUAUCAACAAUCAUAAUUUUAUUAAUGAACAAGAAUUUUCCUAUGAAGAAUGUGAGUCUAUUUUAACCUUACUGUUAUCCUCCACUAGGAAUGCUUCCCCAGAUAUUCCAUCAAAUGAGGUUUGUUUAAACGUUUAUGAUUACACACUACGUGACAAUUAUCCAGCCUGCGGUAUGAACUGGCCAGCUGCCGUCCAGAACAUUCCUACUUUUUUUGGAACAGAAGGUGUUUUAGAGGGUUUAAAUGUUAGACCUGAAGACGUCCCGAGAUGGAGGGAAUGCGAUAAUGGCGUAACACGCGCUCUAACAAAUCCAAGGUCUAUCCCUUCAAUAAAUUUAUUUCCGGAUAUCAUGAACGCAGGAAUAAAUAUUAUCCUUUUCAAUGGUGAUCACGACCUUAUUUGCAAUACCCAAAGUGUCACGAAUGUUAUAGAUAAUUUGAAUUGGGGUGGCCAAAAAGGUUUCAGUGAACAUGCUGAGUAUUACGAUUGGAUUUUCAAUGAUGCUGCGAUGGAUACGUUCGAGCCAGCGGGGUAUGUCAAGUACGAUAGAAACUUGACCUUUAUAAAUGUUUAUAACGCCUCACACAUGGUAUCAACUGAUAAGAGCAUGGUGAGCAGGGGAAUUUUGGAUAUUUACCUUGACGAUGUAUCAUUUGACAUGGUUGAUGGGAGGUUUGUUUUGACUAGCACAAGUAAAAUGGAGCCAUGGAGCGAGGAUGAAGAUGAAGAUAAAGAUGAGGAUGACGAUGAUAGUGGAGAUUUUGAAGGGGAUGAGUCUGAGUCUGAGGAAGAAGAUGAAGAUAUGGAUGACGAUGACGAUGGAGAAGAGGCUGAAGAUAAGGAUGAAGAUGACGAAGAGGGUGAAGAUACGGAUGAAGAUGAAGAUAAGGAGGACAAAGAAGACACCGUGUAUUCCUCCCACGAUAAAUUUCGGAUAGUUUUGGUGACCUUCAUGUCCAUAGCGUUGGCAAUUGCGAUCAUAUUAUAUAUAUAUAGCAAAAAGUUCAAGCCGGGAAUGCGUGCUAUCCUCAUGAGAUCUAAUCGAAAGCAUGAUCAAAAUAAAACGGUCUCUUGGGCAGAUGAUUUAGAAGACGGUAUCGAUUUUGAUGUAGACGAAGAGCUGAGCAGAUCAGAAACUGCAAGCAGUCGGUCCAAAAGUAAAGGUUCAUACACAAGCGUCCCUACUACUGAAGAAUCUUUCGAAUUAGAAGACAUGUAG